Messenger RNA from Plenodomus lingam JN3, 165 nucleotides. RefSeq lists its product as uncharacterized. The record is from RefSeq and is a predicted model, not a curated record. Lineage: Eukaryota; Fungi; Ascomycota; Dothideomycetes; Pleosporales; Leptosphaeriaceae.
AUGAACCCCAACUGCAACUGCGCCACCGCCUGCCAGUGCACCACCUGCACCUGCAACAACCUCGUCAACCAAGCCAAGGGCGAAUGCAGCUGCAACGACGGAAAAUGCGCGUGCACUAACUGCACCUGCUCCAGCUGCACUUGCUCCAGCUGCCCCGGCAAAUAA